Molecule: messenger RNA, 582 nt
Organism: Penicillium argentinense
Lineage: Eukaryota; Fungi; Ascomycota; Eurotiomycetes; Eurotiales; Aspergillaceae
Product: SNARE domain- containing protein
Exons: 3
Coding region: 1-582 (193 amino acids)
Biological process (GO): endoplasmic reticulum to Golgi vesicle-mediated transport
Source: RefSeq, a predicted model, not a curated record
AUGGCAUCACGGUAUAGUCGCCACCUCUCGUCAGGCUCGCCUCUGAGAGCUAGGCCUGGGGUAAUCUCGCGCAGGAUAAAGCGAGCUAACAAAACCGCCAGAUUUCCCCGACAACGUCCCUCGAACCUCUUCGACUCGUACGGUGGCGACUCCCGGCCCUCCAGCAGGUCGCCCGCACCGGCCGGAGGAUAUGGAUACGGGGGCUACUCCAGUCCUGCUGGGAGUAGCUACGGUAAUGGAAAUGCCGCAGGGCCUACAUUUCGAAGCGCGACACCUGAUAAGAAGGGCCACUACUCCGACGCCGUCCUUUCAUCACUUGAGUCACAAAACGAUGCAGAGGUAGAAGGGAUCACCUCAAAGGUGAAGAUGCUGAAAGACCUUACACUUGCCAUUGGCGACGAAAUCCGAGACACAGCACACAUGAACGAGCUCGAGAGUUCAUUCGAGGGCACGCGGGUGCGGAUCCGCGGAAACAUGAAGCGUAUGCUUCGCAUGGCUGAAAGGACUGGUGUCGGGUGGAAGGUCUGGCUUGGAUUCUUCCUCGCCGUCUUCCUUAUUUUCUUCUACGUGUGGCUCUUCUGA